AGAAGCUGAUUUGGAUUGGAAUAAAGUGUUCAACUUCCUUGUCAACAUUGUAACUCCCCGAACAUAUAAACUCUUUUAUGUAGAGCUAUUUGCAUAUGGUCAGCACCUUCUUACUCAAGGAAAGACGAUCAAUAAAACGAUUGAAAACAUAGAGAUGAUGCAUAAAGGGGCAGCUACAGCUUUAUUUUUUGAUCUUUUUCGGGAAUGGAAAAUUCUCAUGGGAUCUGAGGCAAAACCUGAACAAAUUGAAAAUGCUCUUACACAAGUUGGAGAUAAUGAGGCAUUGGCAGACUUUCAAGUUUUUAUGAGAACUCCACCUAUGAUACCUGCAAAUAUGAGAAGUUUACUUCCUGCGAAUGAACCAGAUAUGAGCUGGACUUUUCCUAAAAUAAUUGACCAUUUUGUUACUGCUCUCCCUCAAAUAAAUGUAUUGGCUUUACCUCAUGUAAACGGAUCGAAUGAUGUGCGAAACCUUUCUCAAUGCCAAUCAUUAAGAAAGAAUAUCAUACAUAGCAAUAUAAAGGGAUUAUUUAAUCAAAACGCUAAUACAGCAAACUGUUUAACAUUUUCAACUGAGAGUCAAACACAGAUAGAGAGACAAACCAAUAUUAUCAAAAGCAUUAAUAAACGCAAACGGAAAUAUAUCGAUGGAUCAGAUUAUUUUAAUGAUAGUGGAGAUGAGAGUCCGGUUUGUAAAUUAAGAAAGAAAUCAACAAAUUUGAAUGUAUUGCCUAUUAAAAAACGAAAACAAACAGCACGAAAACUACCAAAAAGAAAUGUUCCAUACCUUUGCCGGGAACUAGUCUGCUGGGACAAAAUUGAUAUUGAAUUCGUUAUAGAUAUUAUUAAAAGACUAUUGCCGACAGACACUCAGGAAUUGAAAUCUGAAGAAUACUAUCUUUUCCUUUAUCAUACUGUCAGUGUCAUUGUGAAUAAAACAGUAGUUCCAGAAAGAACUGUUCUACUCAUGCUGUUAGAAGAUUUCAAUGAUCGUUUUGAGAGUAAGACAAAGCGAGGUCAUGUAACGUGUACUAUAGAUACAAGUCAGGAGGCAAUUAUGAUCGGCUUUGAAGAAGUUGAAUGUUUAAAGCUUUAUGUGGAUCAUGCUCGCAAACGAGUGAUAAGAGAAGUUAAAGAAAGUAACAAAGACUACGUCGAAAGCGAAUAUCUGUUUAUAGGCUAUGAUGGUAUACCUAUUGUCAAUGAGUCAUUCGAAGAUAAGAUCGUAAAGGAAACUGAAAGUGAAAAGAAAGCAUUAACGUGUAGCACACUCAGCAAGGAAUCAGUUCAGAUGGAAGCUUGUCGAAAGGAUCUUAAUGAUGAUAAACAUAUUCGUGAGGAAAAAAUCCAGACAUCUGAAGUACAAGAUAUGAAGAUGAAUCAUUUGUCUCCCGUAAAAACGAAUUUGAUUGGUGUUUCAAACUAUGAUGAACCGAAGUCAACCGAAGAUUUCAGUUUGCUUGUUGAAAAUGUGAAUGAUGAUAGAGAUGGGGAGAUGAACGAUGAUAAAGACCAAGAGUUGAACGACGGCAAACCUAUCUGUAAGGGCAGAUUACAGACAUCGGAAGAACAAGAUAACAGUAAAAUAGAUGAUUUAUGUCUCGGAAAAGAACAAAUCGUCAAUGUUUCAAAAUGUGUUGAAUCCAAGUCACCCGAAGAAUUCAGUUUGACGUGUGAAGAGAUAGAUGGUGAAAAUAUGAAAAACAAGAACGACAAGGGAGAGUUGUAUUCAAUGAAAGCAUCACCAACACGACCAAGCAACACAGGACAACCGACAAGGAGCCCAGCAGGACAAAGUGAACCGACAACCAAAAGCAAUUCUAAAACGAAGCUUGACCCAAUCGAGUUGGAAGAAACAACAGUACAAAAUGAAAGCCUUGAUGACUUUAUUCUGGAUAUCGAAGAUUUUUUGGCAAGUGAUAAGUGAUGUGAAGGACAAAGUGCCUUUGCAACAUACAAAUUGUCGAGACCCUAGCGGCUUUAGUUUACGAAAAUUUAUAUGAAUGUGUCGGCGAUAAAUAAUUUCCUUCGUUAUAUUUUUAUGAAACCAUCUUGAUAUAACAAAAUAUAUGUUUUAACACCAAGCUUCUUUAAGCUGUUACGUCGUGAUAUUUCUUUUACGUCUUUUUACUUAAUUAUCAUGUCAUCAUUACGAAAACAAAUUUUAAGUAUUAAGGGGCGUAUGAGGUAGAGUGGUUUAGAUCUUUGCUUUCAAACAACUUGCCUUUCUUCAUUGUGGGUAUGAAUCUCGAUUAGAUACUUCAGAGUUUUUUAUGUGAGGAAGUCCUCAAGCUCGUUUUAAUUAAUGUUAUGAUUACCGGUGAAAUAAUGUGUUUAAUCUUUGUGAUUUAAUUCAUAUCACCCACAGUAGAUAAUCGAUUCAAAUACCAUUACAUCAUUGCGACUGAGGGGUUGUCUUAAGGGUCUAGGCACCAUAUUGCACCUGCUUGAUUGUGAAAGGCAACUAAAUGGUUUCAGAUUAUGCUGUGUAAGCAUUGUGUAGCUCAAGCAGGUUAAUUGGUUCGAGCCCUGGUGUUGCUUGAAGUUUGUAACCAGGUUAGCCAAAAUCACCCUUUCUGUUUCGGCACCUUAUGACCAUAAUUGUGUUGGUGCGCUGUAAAACCGAAUAUACGAAUAUAUACAAAUAUCAUUAUCUCUAAAAAUUAUAAUGAUUACUUCAAACUUGAAUUACCUUUUUCAAUUCUA
Messenger RNA from Ruditapes philippinarum (Manila clam), 2706 nucleotides. RefSeq lists its product as uncharacterized. The record is from RefSeq and is a predicted model, not a curated record. Bases 155 to 1927 code for a protein of 590 amino acids. The transcript is spliced from 6 exons. Lineage: Eukaryota; Metazoa; Mollusca; Bivalvia; Venerida; Veneridae.